AUGGAUCUCGUCAACAGUCUCGAAGGCCGUCUUCUGUUUGCUGUUCCCAAGACUGCCGAUAUUCCCACCUUUGUUGGCGAAGGCCGUUGCGAUCUCGGAAUCACCGGAUGGGACCAAGUUCAGGAACACGAUGCUUCAGUUCGCGCCUACAACCAACUGCGACGCAGCUCAGUUGACCUGACUUCCACUGAGGACAAGGUUGCUGGCUCUGACAUGGUCAUGGAGCUGGGCUUUGGAAGCUGCAAGCUCCAGGUUCAGGUUCCCGAGAAGGGCCAGUACAAGACCCCCCAGGAUCUUGUUGGCAAGACCAUUGGGACUAGCUUUGUUCACCUUGCUGCCGACUACUUCCUCAAGCUCGAGCAGGGUGAGAAUGCCGACGGCGAGCUGUCGCCCCGUAAGAUGCGCACCAAGAUUGUAGAAUUGAGUGGCAGUGUCGAGGCUGCUUGUGCUCUCGGUGUUGCUGAGGGUAUCGUCGAUCUCGUUGAAUCCGGAGAGACUAUGCGAGCUGCUGGCCUCAAGGCCAUUGAUACUGUGGUUGACUCCACUGCCGUGCUCAUCAAGUCGAGAACGCCCUCCAACCCCGAGCUUAUCGACCUCAUCACUUCACGUAUCCGAGGUGUCAUUACCGCGAAGAGCUAUGUCCUUUGCCAGUACAACAUAGAGCGAAACCGUCUCGUCGAGGCAACCAAGAUCACCCCUGGGAAGCGAUCGGCCACAGUCACAACUCUCGAUGAGGAGGGCUGGGUUGCUGUCAGCUCCAUGGUUGAGAAGAAGAAGAUUGCUCUUGUGAUGGACGAUUUGACCCGACUGGGCGCUGAGGAUAUUCUUGUGCUCGAUAUUCACAACGCACGAUAAAUGGGGGCAAUCUAGACUGAACGACUGUACUGGAUCAGACAUGAGGGCGUUGGUAUGCAUAGGUCGGUACCGGUAGGCAUGGGUCUUAUAUGGGCAAAUGGCGCUUUGGAAAUUCAAUGGCUGACUGGAUAUGGGCUAAGACAAGUUAAAAUAGAUGGAGUAAAAACGUAUAGCUGUCUGGGAUACAUGUAGAUUCGCCAUGUUACCUUUGCUGU
Molecule: messenger RNA, 1070 nt
Organism: Fusarium graminearum PH-1
Lineage: Eukaryota; Fungi; Ascomycota; Sordariomycetes; Hypocreales; Nectriaceae
Product: ATP phosphoribosyltransferase
Exons: 4
Coding region: 1-855 (284 amino acids)
Biological process (GO): L-histidine biosynthetic process
Cellular component (GO): cytoplasm
Molecular function (GO): ATP phosphoribosyltransferase activity; magnesium ion binding
Source: RefSeq, a predicted model, not a curated record